Messenger RNA from Doryrhamphus excisus (bluestripe pipefish), 1816 nucleotides. Lineage: Eukaryota; Metazoa; Chordata; Actinopteri; Syngnathiformes; Syngnathidae. The record is from RefSeq and is a predicted model, not a curated record.
GAUUCAUUUACUAUGAGUUUUUAUAUGAUUUACUUUAAACAAACAUUGCUUAACAAUUGGUUUUGAAUUGACACAAUAAAUCAUGAUGGGUAUUACAUGUUUGUUGUUUUAUAAAUCCUGGACUGUAAGUACACACAUUGAGAUAAAUAUAUUAACUAUUGUCGUGCACAACGGGUGACUCACACACAUAAGGGAACUACUACUCAGGCAUCACUCCCAGCAUGCCUUGCGGCACUUGUUUGGUUAAAUUUGGCUAAGGGUUAACAUAAUUAUGUGUUAUCCUCCACUACUAGUAGCUGCACUCUAUGGGCUAUCAGUCUGUUGUGUGUUAAGUUGCUGCGUGAUGAUUGUAGCGUUAUUUCGUGAUGUGUUGUGUUGUGUUGAGUGAUGACCUACUGUUUGGAGUUAGUUGGUUGAAACAUGAUCGACUGAAUAUGACGUGUGGGCCUCCUGUUAUAGCGCAUAAAGAGCAGGCAGUAUUAGACAUGAAGACAUUAGACAUCCCAAUUAUUUAUGUGUUUUAGUUAGUUCUGAUAUUUGAUAUUUUGGUCAUAAUGUAUUUUCAUUGUGAAGCAAAUAAUUUUUACUCAUGUUUUGUUUUCCGUUUUAGUUAUGCAUAGGGGAGCUACUACUCAGGCAUCACUCCCAGCAUGCCUUGUGGCACUUGGUUUGCUUAAAUUUGGCUAAGGGUUAACAUAGUACUCUUUCUAUUUGUCCAUCCAUUCCUUUCAUCCACACAUGGAUUCAAGUUUGGCAGCAUUUUUAAAAAAUCAAAGUAGUCCACCAUGUUGUACUCACUAAAGCUCAUUUCAGUUUCACUAUCAACGAGAGCACAUCCACCUCUAUCUGUUGUCCAACCAGAGAUGGCCUUUCAACCUCUCACAGAAUGGCACAGUGGUCUCUGCGAUUGCUUUGAAAAUGCAAGCACUUGCUGCUAUGGUUUCUGGUGCUGCCCCUGCCUGGCUUGCACGGUUGCAGGGAGACAUGGAGAGAACCGAUGUCUACCCCUGUGUGACGUCUGCAGCCCUGCUCUGUUCACAACUUUUGGGAUUCCUCUGUUUGUCCCCCCUGCCGUCUUGUCCAUGAGAACAUCCAUUCGCAAAACAUACCGUAUCAAGGGGUCCAUCUGCAAGGACAUUCUGGUUUCCUGUUUCUGUAUGUGGUGCAGCUGGUGUCAGAUGCACCGUGAGCUGAAAGACCAAAACAAAACAUCGACUGUGGUGAAUGUUGUGAACCAAACUGUCGUCAACCAGCCUGCUCCUGUGAUGAUGAUGCAGCCACAACCAAUGGUUUUUGUUACUCAACAGUAAAACACUACAAAUGUGAGGCUUUAAUGUGUUUGAGGUUAGUCAGGAUUUAGACUGAGUUCAUUCAAGCAAAGUUUUAUUUCCACAAUUAAUCCCAUUUUUGUCGUCACUUAAGUAAGUAAUUAUAAUCAUGAUUAUGAUCCAACUGAACACUGCGAUAAGUGGCAAAGUAGUUUUUUUUUUAUAUAUUUGUAUUGGAAUUGGUGAUGGGAAAUUCAGAAUUACACAAAGCAUAUGUAUUUAUCAGAGCUGAUUAUAGGAAGUAUUUUAAAAGAUGGGUGAAGUUUCUCAGCAUAAAAACAAUGACAAUGGAGUAUUACUCAGUUGACAUGCAUGUUUUGUAGUACAGACAGUACUCAGGUUGUAUUUAUUGCCUUUUUUUAGAGGCGAGCUUUUACAGCAAAUAUUUAUGACUUGAUUCUGUGCAAUUCAUGAAUUGUUGGUGUAACUAACUGUGAUUAGAUGUUGCAUAUAUGUAAUUGUUUAAAUAAACUGCAUUUAGAAUCUGC